AGUCAGUUGAACCCCAACAAUGCCCAUGCGAUUUUGCUCCAUAGUUCACGCCCUGUCUAACCCUGAAAUUCCCAGAAAAAUAUAGUUUUGAACACACAAAUACGAUUUUUGCCCACUUGGUAUCAACACAGUUCUGAACUACGACCAGCAAAACGCAUAUCUUCCUCGCACUUCCGACUUUCUUCCUGUGUCCUCGUUCUGUAUGAUAGUACAGUGCACGAGACAGGAAUAGACUACAUCAAGUCGCGGCGAUCAACAUCAAUCGCGGUUCUUGCAUCUUCCGCAAGCCGACGUCUUCGGCUGACGCGGAGAAGUCUCUCGAAGUCUGCGAGGUGUCGCCGACGAGGCAGAAGUCUCUAUGAUGGCCGCAGCUACAAAGGGCAACAAGACCAGGAACACCAUGGAGGGUCGCGAGCUGCAAGAAGAGCCCGUGUCCUUCUGGCGACCGAGUCGGAACGGCCUGUUUUCCGUCUACACACAUUUUCCUGAGGUACUGAUACUGUACGUUGAUUUCGUUUUUUCUUUUUUUCGUUUCACCCUAUUAUUUCUGGUCGUAUUACCUACCGCGCGGACUAUAAAACGAGACUUCAUGUUCAUGCAUGAUUGUCUCACUGUUAGUCUUUGUCGUGUAUAACCUCACCUCCUGUAGCUCCCCCACCCCAACAGGUCGCCCGAAUUGGGACCGAUUACCACUGGAUGCCCGCGUACUGCAAGAUGAACCACAAAGUUGGUAAGAAAGAGUCCGACGAAAUCCGACCACACGAUUUCAAAUGCAUGGCGACCAAUCAGAUUGGCGAGUUCGCAGCGGAGGUUUCAGGUACAGCAGUGAAAGUGUCCAUGUCAUUUUUGCAUGCAUGAGCAUGGCCACUUGACUACACCCACGGGAAACAAACUUUCUUUGAUGAUCAGACAAAAAAGCUUUUACAAUUAGCAUGGCAUGAUAAACAAUUUGUAGUCCUCGUGUCAAGGUCUGGAACUUAGUAGCAUCGAAAAUAUCUCGUCGUUCAAAAGAAUCGGUAUGCAUGGUUCAUUCAAAAUCAAACACGACAGAAUUCAUCCCCUACGUCGUCUGCGAGAUCCUCUUGUACAUUUUUGCCAUGUUGUUUUGGAAAUCGCCCGCUUUCCGAGACUCCCACCACGUGUUUGUCGACAUGUUUUUGCUGAAGAAAAAGUUCCCAAAACUCUUCGACAUGAUGGCGGACAAGGAGCAGCAGCAGGCCUUCUACGAAGACCGCUACAGAGAGUCUCUGAGUGAGGCGGAAGCUGCAAGUGAGGGUGAGCUGCAAACGAGUAGUCGCUUCCUGCCGUCGCUGAAAUUGCGGUUUCCAAGAAGGUGAGGAAAAAUGCAACAGAACUUGUGAUUGUGUCGUGAGUUCGUUAUGCACCGUGUGGACCUGAGUCCGUUUUAGUUCCAUUGGAGCUUCCUUCGUUGCUUUUCAUUCGUUGUAUUUUAAAACCACUUCUGAUUUUUCGUAUCAAUCACAUCAGGUACAACCCCCUGAACGUGGAGACGCUCCCGGCGCAAGUCAUAGAGGACACCAGCAUUUUCUUCUCUUCCACCGCGCACGGUGGACCACUCGAGCAGACUCCGGAAGUAGACACAGCAGCAGCAGCUGCCACGACCUCGCUGCAGAACAAAUCGCGUGCCACCCUCUGCUCGACCGUCGCCACCGCGUCGCCGGAUACAACCACUUCCGGCGGUCCCAGCGAAGACGACGCUCUGACAGAUCCGGACUCAAUCGAGAACAAAUCCAUCACCAGCACGGACGAGGAAAAUUUGAAGCGCAGCAGUCCGCCACUCAGCCCGACCUGUAGUAGUUCAACGAGGGCCGGUGCGACUAACUCCACGGAUACGGUCGUGAAUUCGGCGGGCUCAACAACGUCGACUGCUUCUUCGAGAAGUUGCCCUGGUGCUAGUGGGUCGUCCUCGUUCCCGGCAGGAGCCAGCGCUUGCUCGUCGACUUCCAGCUCGAAGACCAGCGUUUGUAACUACAACACGACCAGCUCACUCGUCGCGCUGGAGGAGGACAAAGAGCUCGGGAAACUACCCGAACUUCCCAGACUACCUUAUGAGAUUCUCAAUUGUUACAUGAAUUUGUCAUGCAAAUUUACCACCAAGAUCGCCGCGGUUGAGCUGCUUCGCAUGACAAAUAUCCGAAGGGCUAAACAGCAUCUAAAUCUGUGCCAAAUCUGUAAUGCAAAAGGCGCAAUCUUCCCCCUUUCACUUUCGCCGUUCUUGCGUUACAAACUCAUGCAACAGCUGAGAGUGUAACAUUUGAGAACGCCAUAUGCCUUCCGCGAUGCAGGCGGUGGAGAAGGUUCCGGUGUUCAAAAACUGCAACAAGGACUAUGAGAGUACACAACUCCCCCUCACCCUCAUUUGUAAUGCAAAAUCUCAAAUCCAAGUUGUGCCUCUUGGCACUGUUUGCAUGACAAGUUCUGGUAGCCCAAAUAGCACUACACUGCAGUGUAAAUUUCUUUGUCAUGCAAAACCGGCAUUCUUGCUGAUACUUGUAUUGCCGUUCAUGCUAAUAUAACUCCUAUUGCUGAGCUGCGCGAGUUAAAACUUUGCGACGGGGAGGAAAACCGCCCACGUCGAAACUUUUUUCGCAGUUUUCAAACUUUCCAAAGCUUUUGCGAGUUCGCCCAUCGCCCAAUGUCCAUCGCCCAGUCGCCCACUGUCCAUCGUCCAAUGUCAGUCGCACAAUGUCCAUCGCCCAACGUCCAUCGCGCAACGUCCAUCGCCCAAUGUCCAAACUUUGCGCCGGGAAGGAAAAUCGCCCAUGUCGAAAAUUUUUUUGCAAUUGUCGAACUUUCGAAAGCUUUGGCGAGUUCGCCCACCGCCCAAUGUCCAUCGCCCAGUCGCCCAAUGUCCAUCACCCAGUCGCCCAAUGUCCCUCGCCGAGUCGCCCACGGUCCAAACCAUCGCCCAACACCCAUCGCACAAUGUCCAAAGCACAACGUCCAUCGCCCAAUGUCCGUUGCCCAAUGUCCAUCGCCCAAUCCCAACAAAAAUACUCUUUCCGUUUGCAAUAUUUCUAAGAAGAAACAUCUUGCAACCCCCGACAAAAUUUUUUUCCGUUUUCGCGACUUCUUUCCCGUUUUCAAAACUCCCAACCAAAAAUAGCAAAUAUUUUCCAACUCGAAAUAUUUUGCAACGCGAAAUAUUUUGCGCGUGGAAAUAUUUCGCCAUCCGAAAUAUUUUCCAACCCGAAAUAUUUUGCGCCGCGAAAUAUUUUGCGCGUGGAAGUAUUUCGCCAUCCAAAAUAUUUUGCAGCUCGAAAUAUUUUGCAACGCAAAAUAACUCCUAUUUUUGCUGGGCUGCGGAACUUAAAAUUUUGCAACAGGGAGGAAAAUCGCCCACGUCGGAAUUUUUUUUGCAGUUUUCAAACUUUCCAAAGCUGUCGAGAUUUGCAUGCGAAAUCGGCCAACGGCCAACGGCGAACCGCCCAAGCCCCAUCGCAGACGUCGAAUCGCCCAAGUCCCAUCGCAACUCGAACUAUUUUGCAACCCGAAAUAUUUUGCAACUCCAAAUAUUUUGCGGCUCAAAAUAUUUCGCGAGUCCAAAUAUUUCGCAACUCAAAAUAUUUCGCAAGUCCAAAUAUUUUGCAACUCAAAAUAUUUUGCGACCCAAAAUAUUUCGCGACCCAAAAUUAAUGCGAAUCGCCCAACGCUGAAUCGCCCAAGUCCCAUGGCAAACGGCGAAUCGCCCAACGGCGAAUCGCCCAAGUCCCAUCGCAAACGGCGAAUCGCCCAAGUUCUAUCGCAAACGGCGAAUCGCCCCAGUCCCAUCGCAACUCGAAAUAUUUUGCAGCUCCAAAUAUUUUGCCGCUCGAACUAUUUUGCAACUCCGAACAUUUUGCAACUUCAAACAUUUUGCGGCUCAAAAUAUUUCGCAAGUCCGAAUAUUUUGCAACUCAAAAUAUUCUGCAGCUCAAAAUAUUUCGCAAGUCCAAAAAUUUUGCAACGCAAAAUAUUUUGCGAUCCAAAAUAUUUCGCGACCCAAAAUAUUUUGCGGCCCUCCCAAAAUAUUUCGCGGCCAAAAAUAUUUCGCGACCCCAAAUAUUUUGCAACAAUCUCCCAACGCCCUGCCUCCCCGGUUUUGCAACACGGGGAAAGCGGGAAGCACGGGGAAAGCGGGAAGCACGGGGAAAGCGGGAAGCACGGGGAAAGCGGGAAGCACGGGGAAAGCGGGAAGCACGGGGAAAGCGGGAAGCACGGGGAAAGCGGGAAGCACGGGGAAGGCGGGAAGCACGGGGAAAGCGGGAAGCACGGGGAAAGCGGGAAGCACGGGGAAGGCGGGAAGCACGGGGAAGGCGGGAAGCACGGGGAAGGCGGGUGGGAAGCACGGGGAAAGCGGGAAGCACGGGGAAGGCGAGAAGCACGGGGAAAACGGGAAGCACGGGAAAAGCGGGAAGCCCGAGGAAGAAAAGCGGGAAGCACGGGGAAAACAAGCGGAAAACACGGGGGAAACACGCGGGAAGCACGGGGGAAACAAGCGGGAGGCACGGGGAAAGCGGGAAGCACGGAGAAAGCGGGAAGCACGGGGGAAGCGCGCGGGAAGCAAGGGGAGGGCGGGGAGCACGGGGAAAGCGGGGGGCACGGGGAAAGCGUGCGGGAAGCACGGGGAAUGCGGGAAGCACGGAGAAACAAAGCGGGGAGCGCGGGGAGAGCACGAGGAGAGCGAGAGGCCCUGGGAAAGCGGGAAACACGGGGAAAACGGGAAGCACGAGCGGAGGGCACACAGACGGUGGGGGGCCCGCACCGCGAACGCCGCCGGCGGCCAAGCACCAGGCGAGCAGCUGCCCACCAACCUCCCCCGGCGCCCUCCCUCUGUUCGCGCAGGGAAAGCCGCACCCCAGCACCACGCUUCCAGGCGAGCAGCUGCCCACCACCCUCCCCCGGCGCCCCCCCUCUGUUCACGAGGGGACCGGCAGAGGGCGCCACCGUCCGCCGUCUCUGUCUUGGAGGGUGCGCGCGAGGGAAGCAGGCGGGGGCGGGACAGAUUGCAUGCGGGCUAACGCGGGGGGCGCCGUUGUCCGGGGGUGCUGGGGGAGGGUGAUGGGCCCCUGCGCCUGGGGGGGGCAAUGAAUGCCCCAAACCGGCGCCCGUCCGGUCCCCCAUGCACGCGCGGCGCGCGACAGGGGCCCCAGCAAGCCCCUGCUCUGCAAGGCUGCGCGCGGGAGAAGGGCGGGGGGCGGCACCAAGGCGCGCAGGGGCGGGGCACACACGCAGGCGGCACGAACGGGCCACACCACAGACGCGCGGGCGGGGCGGCACGCGCCAGCGCCUCGCAUGGCGCGGGCUGUUCCCCUGCUUCCUUCCUCCGUCCACUGGCGCCUGCCCGCUGCCGCGCUUUGCGUUGUUGCUGGGGCAUAAGGCCUGCCGCCACGCAAGCGCGCGCCCUGUGCGGGCGGAGUCCUCGCGCUCGCACAACGACGGGAGCCACGGGCGCCAUGGCGCUCCGCCUUCGUUUUUUCAGCAAGAAGCGGCGCAGAUGCCUGGCCCCGCCCUGCGUCAAAGAUUUUUCCCUUGCCCACCCUCUGGCGUUUUUCUUUCCACCCUGUCCACUCGUUCACCCUCCCACUGCGCGACAUAAGCUGCAGCCUUGUACAAAUGAGGGGGAGGGGGAGUUGUGCACUGUCAUAAGGACCAUACGCUCGACAUUAAGGAACACGCCGAAUUCGACGGGGACGCGGUGCCAAUCUUCGUGAAGCCGAAGCGGGGGGCGUACGGCGAAGACUGCCACAUCCGCGACUUGCGAAGUGUGGUGCACAAGGUGUAUGAAGCAAAAGCGAAGAGCGGUUGCAGAAGUUCUACUGGUGGAGCAGGACGAGACUCCAGUUGUACUUCGUCAUCUUCGAGCAGCUCAUCUUCCAGGUCCUCGUCUCUAGCACCUUCGCAAGGAGCUGAACCAGAUUCCUCCUCCUGGACCUGCGACCACGAGUGGACGAAGAAGCGCGUGGAAUUUCUCCUCUUUGAAGAGCUUCUGACCAACGCGAAGCCCUUCCAACAGGCCAUGAAGGCCGGCGGCAUCAUCAAUUCACUCGCGCACCCGCUAGUCACCUUGCGCAUCUGGACGAAACGGUUCCACGAGGACAAAAAUGACUACGUCGCCGCGUUGCUCGUCGGCCCCGAGGAUGAGGAAAUCUCGAAUUCGAAAAAGAACAGCUGUUACAAGGUCGUGAAGAUGCCCAGCGAGCAGGUCGUGGCUCAGGAUGCUGAAGAGAAUAGUACGAAAGUUAGAUACGGUGUGAGGAAAUCAAAAAAACACCCGUGGGUCGAGAUCCCGGAUUUCGCGGAAAUUCUCAGGACCUGCGAGUGGGCCGCGGAUCAAACACCGGAACUGCCGAUGCUCGGUAAUAUUAUAGUGACGGUCUUCAUUCAUAUUCCUACUUGGAUUUGACAAACUGAAUCUACGUACAUCGAUAGGAUUCUGAGUUUUCCAGUUCCACCUCUAAUUUGUAUUUGCGUCAAAAACGCCACGAAUAUGAUAAUAUAGCUACGAACAACUUAUUUUUUUUUCUUGUUUCAGGUUCCGACUUCGCCGUUUGUGCCGAUGGUUUCUACCUGUUAGAAGUAAACCCGAUGUGUUCCUACACGCGGUACGCGCACGUGCUUGGCCAUUUCUACACCGAGGAGGAGGUGGACUUGUACGUCCGGAGGCAGAAUUUGAGUUCCUGA
Molecule: messenger RNA, 6684 nt
Organism: Amoebophrya sp. A120
Lineage: Eukaryota; Dinophyceae; Syndiniales; Amoebophryaceae
Source: the annotation of a GenBank genome assembly